Messenger RNA from Symbiodinium pilosum, 729 nucleotides. Lineage: Eukaryota; Dinophyceae; Suessiales; Symbiodiniaceae. The record is from the annotation of a GenBank genome assembly.
AUGGCACGAACUGCGAAUGGAUUCCAUCGUGGAAGAGAUCCGUACUUUGACCCAACGAACUUCGAAAAACUCGAUGAGGAGGACAAAGAGCAAGUUUGUCAGAUCCCACUGUCGCAGCCAACAUUUUUCAUGACCCUCCUGACAAUUUGGACAUUCACAGUUGUGGCUGACAUACGCAAGGCGAUCGACACCUGGGUCCGGAUUGCCAUAAUCACGCCGACCAUCCCCUCCAUGAAGGAUUCCAUGGAACCUGCAGAGGGCUCGGAGGAGGAGUUUGUGGUCGUCGGCCUGACCGCACUUGUCAAAGGCAUCCUGACCGUCGUCCUUUUCCUGCCUCGAUUGAUCGUGGAUUCUUACUUGUUGUGGUUGGGCUGUCGCUGGCUGACCGCAACUCCGAGCUUUGAGGACGUGAUUCUGAACGCGGUCGCUUUGGAGUUCAUUCUUGUGCUGAACAAUGUGAUCUUCAGCACGGUGGUGCCGCUGCAGAGCGUGGUGGACACCAGAAACACGCAAAUCCAGCCGCGCGAGAAGGAAGUGCAGCCGACGGCAAAGAGCGUGCUGUCGGCUUUCGCAUGGGGGAUUGCAUCGAUGGUGUGGGUCCUCUUGUACAUGUACUUGCUGCAGGCCGUGUUGCCCCAGUACCGCUGGGACGUGCGCGAUGUUUGCAUUGAUUUCCUCGCCUCGAAGAGCGUUGGUGGACCUUUUGAUCCGCGAUGGAAGCCUUCCUAA